AUGAAGCCGGUUUACCAGAAGUCAUUGUUUGAGACAGAUGGUCCGAUUGAUGAGGACGCGCUGAAGCAGUUUGAGAAGGAGGUUAAAGAAAGAGUGAAGAUUGCGCGUAUGAUCAUUGUUGAGGCGAAAGAGAAUUAUGAUAAUCAGUUGAAGAUCCAGAAGUUGAAGGAUACAAUAUUUGCUGUUCAUGAGUCACUUGCGAAGGCAAAGAAGAAUGGGGCAAUGGCGAGCUUGAUUUCAGCCAGAUCGAUUCCCAAGAGCUUGCAUUGUUUGGCGAUGAGACUGAUGGGUGAGAAGAUUUCAAAUCCUGAGAAAUAUAGAGAUGAAUGGCCGAAGCCAGAGUUUGUAAGACUCCACUCCUUUAUCAUUAUGUGUAAUUCUCGGACAAUUAAUAGCUGUGUCUUGGUUGGUGAGAUCUGUUGUGAAGAAUGCAUUGGAACCUGGAAGGCAUGUUUUUCCAUGUUGUUGCAAACCAGGAUGAAUGUGGGGGCAAUGAAGGUUUGUGUUUAAGAUGAGCCUAUUGAAGGGCGUGCAUUUUGGAGGUGAAAAGCAGUUGAAGAAUUUGCAUUCUUAAACUCAUCAUAUGUCCCUAUCUUGAGGCAACUUGAGUCAGCAAAAAUGAAUCAGCCUGAAAAUGCAACAAAUGAUUCAAACAUGAAAAAUGCCAAGUCCCUGUCCAUGAUGGAUCACCUUCGAUUUUAUUUGCCAGAAAUGUACCCUAAAUUGUAUAAGAUCUUGCUUUUGGAUGAAGAUGUUGUAGUUCAGAAAGACUUGACAGGUUUGUGGAACAUUGACAUGGAGGGAAAGGUGAAUGGUGCUGUUGAGACCUGUUUUGGUUCUUUCCAUCGAUAUGCCCAUUACAUGAAUUUCUCUCAUCCUCUGAUCAAGGAGAAAUUCAAUCCAAAAGCUUGUGCUUGGGCCUAUGGCAUGAAUAUAUUCAAUCUCGAUGCUUGGAGGCGGGAAAAGUGUACAGAUACUUACCAGUAUUGGCAGAACUUGAAUGAAGAUCAAACUUUGUGGAAAGCAGGGAUUUUGCCACCAGGUUUGAUCACCUUCUACUCCACAACCAAGUCAUUGGACAAAUCCUGGCACGUGCUUGGCCUGGGUUACAAUCCCAGCAUUAGCAUGGAUGAGAUCAACAAAGCUGCAGUCAUUCAUUACAAUGGAAACAUGAAACCCUGGCUUGAUAUUGCUUUGAAUCAAUACAAAAAUCUGUGGACCAAAUACGUGGACAAUGAUAUGGAGUUUGUGCAGAUGUGCAAUUUUGGCCUAUAGUUGAGAUCAACUCCCAACUGUCAUCAUGAUAAAAGCUUUAGAUAACAUGUCAAAUGUUGUUUCACCAUAUUCUUUAGAAUCUAUGUCCAUGUUAAAUGUAGCCUGUCAGAGAAGUUGUGUUAUCACCAAGUAAAAUAUACUAGGCAAUAAUUUUGAUAGACUGUAUUUGGAAAUUUACACGAAGUAGCUUUUGCUUUUUCUUCUUCUGUAUUUUGGAGCAUAUUUAUCAUGUAUUGCUGAUGAUGGUAGUGUCACAAUUUAAAUUAACGAGAAGUCACUACUUUUCAUCUUUUAAACACAUCUACAUGUUAUUUUUUGUAGGUUUGU
Molecule: messenger RNA, 1602 nt
Organism: Vigna umbellata (rice bean)
Lineage: Eukaryota; Viridiplantae; Streptophyta; Magnoliopsida; Fabales; Fabaceae
Source: RefSeq, a predicted model, not a curated record